This is a messenger RNA of Amyelois transitella, 816 nucleotides long. RefSeq lists its product as uncharacterized. The transcript has a single exon. The record is from RefSeq and is a predicted model, not a curated record. Bases 1 to 816 code for a protein of 271 amino acids. Lineage: Eukaryota; Metazoa; Arthropoda; Insecta; Lepidoptera; Pyralidae. Gene Ontology annotation, molecular function: nucleic acid binding.
AUGGCUACGAAAGCUAUUCACCUAGAACUUGUAGGUGAUUUAACAUCAGAAGCCUUUAUAGGAGCUUUUAAGAGAUUUGUAGCAAGAAGAGGCAAAUGUACCAACCUGUGGAGUGAUCAGGGACGUAAUUUCAUCGGCGCCAACAAAGAAUUAGCACUGGAAUGGAAAGAAGCUAAAUUAGAGUUUGAAGGAGAAAUUUCAGAAAAACUUGCAUUGGACGGCACUCAGUGGCACUUCAUCCCGGCGCAUAGUCCCACCUUUGGCGGACUUUGGGAAGCAGGCGUCAAGUCUCUGAAAUAUCACAUGAAAAGGAUACUUAAUACCCACCUGACUUUCGAAGAACUGAGUACAAUUUUAUGUCAGGUGGAAGCUUGUUUAAAUUCGAGACCACUGUGCCCAGUUGAUGAUACAAAUCCAGAUAGUUUUGAAAUUCUUACCCCUGGACAUUUCUUGAUUGGUGAGGCCCCUAUAGUAGUACCGUCUCGCCAGAAAAAUUUCACUUCUAUGAGUCAUUUAUCCAGAUGGCGUUAUACGCAGAAAUUACUUAAUGAGUUUUGGACCAGAUGGCAUAAUGAGUAUUUGUCUCGACUUCAACAAAGACCCAAAUGGUUAAGAAAGGUAGACGAGUUUAAAAUCGGUCAAAUAGUUCUUAUCAAAACUGAUGGGCUGCCUCCUGGUAAAUGGCUACUUGGACGAGUAACGGAGAAACAUCCCGGAACUGACGGUAUAACCAGGGUUUACAGUGUUAAAAGCGGUGAUAAAAUUGUGAAAAGACCUAUCACCAAGUUAUGUCUUUUACCUAUUGAUAAUGAAUAA